Messenger RNA from Prorocentrum cordatum, 1944 nucleotides. Lineage: Eukaryota; Dinophyceae; Prorocentrales; Prorocentraceae. The record is from the annotation of a GenBank genome assembly.
CCGUAGCCAUUUUGGCUCAAGCUGAAGCCAUUCUUGCUCAAGAUCUUUCAGCUGGCUUGAACUGGAAUGCCCCUUGCGCCCCACUGCGAGCGGUUGGGCUGCACGACUUCCAGCGGAAGUGCGGCCACCUCCCUGGCGACGGGCCCGGGGGGAGGGCCGCCCGCGGACGUUGCCCAUGCGCGCCAGGACGCCACGGUGGAGAGCCUGGAGGAGGAGUCGAACCUGUCCGCCAGCCAAAUAAACCACUAUUGGCUGAAGUUCAAAGGCACGAGCCUCGAGCCGGUCCUGAGGGUCCUUCCCGCCGAGCGCCACAGCGCCAUGCGCCUGGUGGAUGCGCGCUACCUCCUGGAGCUGGGUGGCUUCGAGCGAGUGGACGGCAUGCGCCGCGAUUAUCCAGCACGCAAGGUUCCCCAGAAAUGGUGGGUGAGGACGAAGGAGUGUGGCUGCAUGCGGCGCAGGCAGGACCUCCCUGCCCGCGCCUUCGUGAGCCUCGCAGACCUCCAGCAGGCACGCUGCCCGGUCGUGUACGGCAAGGGUGCGCUGCCGGUCCUGGCCGUGAGCUACCCGUGGCUGCAGCCUGACCACCCCGACCCGCGUGGCGACACCCUGACUCUCCUUGCGUACGCCCUGGCCUCCCUCUUGAAUCAAUUCCCCUACAUGAAUGACUUCAAUGUCAAAUUGCAGGACAUCGAGCUGCUGGGCGUCUUCAUCGACUUCAUGUCGCUUCACCAGAAGGGGGCCGGGAUCGGGCGCACGGGCUCGGAGCAGCGCCUCUUCGACCUGGCCCUGGAGUCGUUGGCCGAGCUGUACAGCCACCCUGGGACUAUGAUUUUCAAGGUUUCCAGGCUGCCCGAGGGCUAUCCAGACGGCUUCACCUUCCCGCAGGACUGCACGCCGAACAAGGCCGACUACUACCAGCGGGGAUGGUGCCACUGCGAGUCGUCCGUCGCGGGGCUCACGAAGGCUUCGAUGUUUGUUCUGGAUAUCGGCAAGAUCACCGCUGCUCCAGAGAACGAAUCCAUCGAGGUGCUAGAUCAGGACAAGCUUGCUGCUGCUACUACUGGCGGGCUCCCAAGUAAGCCACAAGCUUUGACAAGCUGGAAUCAAGCUGCAAAGGCUGACAGGGCUGGGCCGAUGCUUCCAGAAGACUUCGCGGCGUCGCUGGAGCACAAGUCCUUCACCAGCAAGAAGGCCGAUUGCUCCAGGGUCGCGGCCAUCUACAUGGCAGCCUUCGUCGCCCGCUUCGCCGAGGCCGCGGAGCUGCACUACAACACCCUCCAGUGGGACGUCGCCGACGCGCAGGCGCUCGCCAGGGUGCUGGCCUGCGGUGCCGCGCCGCUGCUGAAGAAACUGGAGAUGUGGAACACGGGCAUCGGCGCCGCGGGCAUGAGCGCCCUGGCGGCCGCGCUGCCGGCCGGGGCGGCGCAGCUGGAGGUGCUGAACGUGAACCAGAACGACAUCGGGGACGCGGGCGCCAGCGCCCUGGCGGAGGCGCUGUCCUCUGGGGCGGCGCCGCUGCUGAGGGAGCUGAUCAUGAACCAAAACGGCAUCGAGGACGCGGGUGCGAGCGCCGUGGCGGAGGCACUCUCGUCUGGGGCGGCGCCGCAGCUGAAGCAGCUGCAGAUGAGGGAUAACAGGAUCGGGGACGCGGGUGCGAUUGCUUUGGCGGAGGCGCUGUCGUCCAGAGUGGCGCCGCAGGUGAUGACGCUGAGCAUUCAGCGCAACACGUUCGGCGAAGCCGGCCGCGAGGCGCUCGCCGCGCUGGGGCGGAUCAAUCUCGAACUGUGAGCACGCAGUCCUCGAAGAAGGGUGCUGCAGCCCAACGGACUGUUCUGGUGCCGCCUUGCGCCAACUUGGGCGAAAUGAGACAUAUGGAGAGAAGACAAGCAUCACUUCUACAUUCAAGAGGAAAAGAAAACAAAAAAGAUUGCCCCAAGAGGUCCG